Pteronotus mesoamericanus is the source of this 1731-nucleotide messenger RNA. It is a transcript of the gene NUP43, whose product is annotated as nucleoporin 43. The coding region runs from base 48 to 1190 and encodes 380 amino acids. NCBI's taxonomy places the organism in Eukaryota, Metazoa, Chordata, Mammalia, Chiroptera, Mormoopidae. The record is from RefSeq and is a predicted model, not a curated record. Gene Ontology annotation, cellular component: nuclear pore outer ring. The transcript is spliced from 8 exons. Gene Ontology annotation, molecular function: protein binding.
GACUGAGGGCGCGCGCUGGGCUCCUGCCUAGUGCGAACAAUUUCAGCAUGGAGGAAAUUUUUGCUAAGUUUGUGUCUCAGAAAAUCAGCAAAACCCGCUGGCGACCGGUGCCUUCCGGGAGUCUGCAGACCGCAGAAACUUUCGCUACGGGCUCUUGGGACAAUGAGGAAAAUUAUGUUUCAUUGUGGUCUAUUGGAGAUUUGGGGAGCUUGGACCCUGAUGGAGGGUUUGAAGGAGACCACCAGUUAUUGUGCGGUACCAGGCACUAUGGCGAUGUUAUGGAUUUACAAUUUUUUGAUCAGGAAAGAAUUGUAGCUGCUUCAUCAACAGGAUGUGUAACUGUGUUCCUUCACCAUCCGAAUAACCAGACGCUGACGGUCAGCCAGCAGUGGGCAGCGGCUCACUACCACUCGGGGCCAGGCAGUCCUUCCUGGAGCUGUGCACCAUGCACAGGUGUCGUGUGCAACAACCCAGAGAUCGUCACAGUUGGAGAAGAUGGUCGAAUAAAUCUCUUCCGAGUUGAUCACAAGGAAGCUGUGAGAACCAUAGACAAUGCAGAUAGCAGUACACUGCACGCUGUAACCUUCCUUCGAACUCCUGAGAUUCUUACAGUAAAUUCAAUUGGACAGUUAAAAAUAUGGGAUUUCAGACAACAAGGAAACGAGCCCUCUCAGAUAUUAUCCCUGACUGGUGACCGAGUGCCUCUCCACUGUGUCGAUAGACAUCCCAACCAACAGCAUGUUGUAGCUACUGGUGGCCAGGAUGGAACAUUGAGUAUUUGGGAUGUGAGACAAGGUACCAUGCCCGUGUCUCUGCUGAAGGCUCACGAAGCUGAAAUGUGGGAAGUUCACUUUCACCCAUCCAACCCAGAUCACCUGUUUACCUGUUCUGAGGAUGGGUCCCUCUGGCAUUGGGAUGCCUCCACAGACGUGCCUGAAAAAUCAUCUCUCUUUCACCAAGGAGGAAGAAGUAGUACUUUUUUGUCUCACAGCAUCAAUAACCAGGCUAACGUUCACCAGUCUCUUCUAAGCUCCUGGCUGAGCACUGACCCGGCGAAAGACCGUAUUGAGAUCACAAGUUUGCUUCCCAACAGGACUUUGUCCGUCAACAGUUUGGAUGUUUUAGGUCCUUGUCUUGUGUGUGGAACCGAUGCAGAAGCAAUUUAUGUUACUAGACAACUUUUUUCAUAAAAAUAUUUUCAUUGUAAGAUUUCAGGUAAAAACACAUAGUCAACAUUUUGAACUCCAACAUCUUGACAAAUUUAUUAUUGAAAAAUGUGAAAUGUGCAGGGGUGGCAUCGGUAAACUGUGGCUAAUGGCAGUGUCAGUUUUGGAUUUUGUUAGUUGGAAAUUGCCCUGACAGUUGCAGAAUCUGAUAGGUGACUGAUGGCAAAAGAACUGGAACGUGUGGAAGACCGACAGAGGGAGCCUUGUGUUGAUGAAUACACGGCCUUCAAACAGACUCUCCUGGACGGCUCACGGGAGCUGCUCUUCAUGUUUGAUUACGCGAGACUAGCAGGUCACCAACAGGUUCCUCUCCUUUGUAUCAAGAGUACAUGGCAUUAGCCAGUGUUAAUGUUUAUUCUUUUCAUUGCAAGUAUUUUCUUCAAUCCUUUCAGAUUUUAUUUCCUUAAUGACUGUAAUAAACUUACUCAGAAAGAAUUUAGAACAAAAACACUGACUUUUUUUUUAAAGGUGAAAAUGUUUUGACAGGUUCCUUUAUUGGAAUACA